AUGGCAGCAAUCAGUGUCUCCGAUGUGGCCACGCCGGCCAUAUCUUUGCUGAUAUUGGCUUCCCUCUAUCGAUACGUUCUUUACCCAGUCGUCUUCUCUCCUCUUUCGAAAAUACCGAAUGCGCACUGGUCGUGCUCAAUCUCCCCAUUUUGGAUAUUGUGGGCCAGGUACGAGAGCCGAGAGAACAGGACAUUGUAUGAAGCUCAUGACAAACAUGGCCCAAUCGUCCGCAUUUCGCCCACCGAAAUCAGCAUCAACAGCAUGGAAGGAGUAAAAAUUGUGUAUCAGGGCGGUUUUGACAAGCAUGAGUGGUACGACAUCUUCAACAACUAUGGAGUUCCAUGCAUGUUUUCGUCUACGCACGCGAAAGAGCAUUCAAUUAGGAAACGCAUGGUGUCCAACGUCUACUCAAAAUCGUACAUCCACUCGUCGGCCUCUCUGGCUGCGCAGUCGUAUUCCAUUCUAAAUUCCAGAUUUAUUCCAACAUUGGAACACUCUGUCUUUGACAGCCAGAAGCCUCAUGGUAUCGACGUUUAUUCGUUGUUUUGUGCAACUGCGAUGGACUUCAUAUCCACGUAUUGCUUCGGCCUCCGCAACAGCUCCAACUUUAUACAGAACAAGUUGUACAGAGACCAUUGGCUGAAGCUUUAUCAAGUUCGGAAAGGCUAUGGGUUCUUUCCGCAGGAACUACCUCGGCUGUCACGGGCUGUCACCUUUAUUGGCCUUCAUUUGACCCCAACAUGGGUUGACGCUGCGAAUGAUGAGCUAGAGGCCUGGUGCAAGAAGCUGUCCAACUCCGCUGUGUCCUAUCUCAAAAAGACCGGCACGGAAUCCCAGGACUCAGUGGAUGAUCCUGUAGUCGUUCGAUCAUUACUGGCGGGAAUAGACAAAGAGGAAAAGACAAACGGGAAAGAGUCGCCCAUUUACCCUACUGCCAUCCUACAACAAGAACUUUCAGUCGCUUCAGAGGUCAUCGACCAUGUUCUCGCCGGACAAGAAACCACCGGAGUUACCCUGACUUACUUAACAUGGCAUCUCUCCCAGUCACUGGACCUGCAGCACGAGCUCCGGAAUGAACUACGCUCCUUGGAACCCAACAUGAGGUUGGAAGCCGGUAGAGUCAAUAUUGCAGACUCUAAACAGUUGGACAACCUCCCGAUAUUACACGCGGUAAUCACCGAGACCGUGAGGAAGUAUGCCCCGGCUGGCGGCCCAGAACCUCGAAUUGCCCCGUCACCAUCAUCGCGCAUCGGACCUUACGAAGUGCCCGGCGGCACCCGCGUGUCCGCUUCCGCAUAUAAUUUGCAUCGGGACAAGAAAUUCUUCCCGGACCCGGAGAAAUGGGACCAUGCCCGAUGGUUGCAGCAGGAUGGCGUGGAUGGCGAAAAGAAGACCGAAAUCAACCGCCAAUUCUGGGGGUUCUCGAGUGGUGGGCGAAUGUGUCUUGGUUCAAACUUCGCUAUGCAUGAAAUGAAACUCAUCAUCGCCGCCAUAUACUCCAACUAUACCAGCCACAUUGUCGACGAUGAGGGCAUUGAGCCCACUGAUGGAUAUACGGCACACCCUAAAAGUGAUCAGCUUUGGUUACGUUUUGAAAAGGUGUAA
Pseudomassariella vexata is the source of this 1605-nucleotide messenger RNA. RefSeq names its product cytochrome P450. Lineage: Eukaryota; Fungi; Ascomycota; Sordariomycetes; Amphisphaeriales; Pseudomassariaceae. The record is from RefSeq and is a predicted model, not a curated record. The coding region runs from base 1 to 1605 and encodes 534 amino acids. Gene Ontology annotation, molecular function: monooxygenase activity; oxidoreductase activity, acting on paired donors, with incorporation or reduction of molecular oxygen; heme binding. The transcript has 2 exons.